AUGGUCGCCAUCAGCAAAUCAGAACAGGAAGCCAUUCUUAACAAAUGUAUUAACAACAUCAAACAUCAACUGAAGUUGAUGAAGUCAAACCUCGACGAAUGCAAGUUAUUGCCGGCACUAAAGAAUUGUUCAAAUUUCUUGAACGAAUUGCGUGUCAGCCAAUUGAGUCCCAAACAGUACUAUGAAAUAUACAUUAUGGUGUUUGACACUUUGGAAGUACUUAGCGGACACUUGGUUAGUAGUGCUCCACAACUUAAGAGCAAGAAAAAGAAGAGCAAGAGUGUCGAUGAAGAGUCAGAAACAGGCAACACUGCAUCAUCCACCGACAAUGGUGCCACCGAGAAUGAUGACAGUGUAUCUGUAGCCAAAACAAACGCAUUUCUUGCUGAUCUAUACGAAAUUGUGCAGUAUUCUGGAAACAUUGUCCCUCGAUUGUACAUGAUGAUUGUGGUUGGAACCGCUUACAUGACAUUACCAGGAGCACCAACCAAGGAUCUAAUGAAGGACAUGAUUGAAAUGUGUCAUGGGGUUCAGCAUCCCAUUCGAGGAUUAUUUUUACGAUACUACUUGUCACAACGCACCAAAAACUCCCUUCCCUUCAAGAGCAAGGCUGAUCUUAAUGAGACGGUUGAAUUUUUGAUCACCAACUUUAUCGAAAUGAACAAGUUAUGGGUAAGAUUGCAACACCAGGGACAUUCUUCUGAACGUGAGCUUCGGUAUAACGAACGGAAAGAGUUGAAAAUCCUUGUUGGAUCGAAUUUAGUCCGAUUGAGUCAAAUCAUCGAUGACUAUGACUCUGAAGCUACUGGUGAUAAAGAGUAUUCAGCAAUUGAAUUUUAUCAAGAUAAGGUGUUUACCGCAAUUACUGAACAAAUCAUUCAAUGCCGUGACCAUUUAGCUCAGACUUAUUUGAUUGACGUAUUGAUUCAAAUCUUCCCCGAUGAGUUUCAUUUCGCCACUUUGGAAAACCUAUUGAAUCAAGUGUUUGUAAAUUUGCAUCCGUUGUUGAACAAGAGUGAAUUGGUGAACACAUUGAUAGAAAAGUUUAUUACAGAUAAUAGGUUUGUCAUUGACUCAACAACGAUAGAUGCGAAUGGUGGUGCGGGUGAUGCUGCCGUUGCGAUUGAGAAUAAACAACUGACUGUUGAUGUAAAGUCAUUGUUUAACACUUGUUGGCAAUUUUAUCUCAACUUGAACGAAUCAGAGUCGGAUUUGUCCUUACAAGAACAUGCAAAGUUACUUGAAUCCUUUAUCAAGUUAUCUUUGACGUUUGACCCUUCAAGUUUUGAGAACUUGGAUGUCAUUUAUAAGUACGUGGCUGAGAAUUUGAUCAAUGAUGAUGAGGAAAAUGAGCAACAGCAACAAGUGUUGGUACAGUUGCUUGGUGAAUCAAUUGGUCACUUUACGUCAAUAAAGACGAUAUUGACAUUGCAAAACUAUUUUAAUUUCUUCAACAAAUUGAAUUCAAACUUGCAAAGGAAAAUUGCCUUGAUUAUGAUUGACCAAGUAUUGUUGAUACGGGAAGAGGAAGAGGAGGUGAAACCGAGUGAUGAAUGUGAAUUUUACUCAUCUGUGCAAGAGAUUGACGGCAUUUUCAAAUACAUCUUGGUGUUAAUUAAAGAAGCGCCAGCUAAUCUUGAUACGGCACAAGACUUGGGGAUCACGAAAACAAUAAAAAUCAAGAACGGAGAGCAAUUGGUUACGUUGGAAUUUCUUGAAGUACAAGAGAAAUUGAACAAGUUGAUACAAUUGGUUGAUAAUCCGCAAAACCCCAAAUUGGCUAUUGCUAACUUGUUUUAUUUACGGAAAAAGUAUUUGAAUAAGAAUUUCCAAAGUUUGGUCUUUACUUAUCCUACAUUGAUUGAUAGGAUUUUAUUCAAAUUGAAACUAGUUGGGUAUAUCCAUUUACAGAAGCAAAGACAAAAGCGAAAGCUGUUCAAAUCGAAGCAGAAAAGGAAGAGUGUUGAUGUUUCUACUAGUGCAGAUGACAACAGCACUGAUGAAGAAGAUGAGGUGAAUCGAUUCCUUGUGUCCAAUUUCAAGAACUUAUCUGUGGUAAUUGAAGAGAUGUAUCAAAUCCAUGGUGAAUAUUCAUCUGAAUUGAUACUUCGAAAGUAUCUUGAUGUAGCUAUGGUCUCGGAUCAAUUGAAGUUGAACUCAAUCACGUUGGAAAUCUUCAAUCAAUGCUUUAUCAUUUACGAAGAGCACUUGAUUGUGUUAUCGCAACCCUACAAAUUCGGUGAACCGAGAGUUGGAGGAGGUGGUGGUGGUACUGGUGGUGGUGCUGGUGGAUUUAGUGGAGGAGGAUUUUCAGUCGCUUUGCAAUCGAUUUUGUCCAUUGCGAAUACGUUACUAAGAACGAGGUAUUUACCAAGAGGUGAUUAUGAAGAGUUGAUUGUCAAGUUGACAUUGUAUGGAAGCAAGUUGUUGAAGAAACAAGAUGGGUGUCGUGCCAUUUAUUCCUGUGCCCACUUGUUUUGGUGGAAUGAAAACUUGUUGCCACUGGAUGAAGAGUCUCCAACUGUAAAGGACGUAGAAGCUGAAACUGAGAAUGAGAAAGAACAAGAUUCGAGGAAAAAAGAUGGAGAGAAAGAAGGCAGCGACAACAACAACAACAACAACAACAACAACAACAACAACAACAAGGGCAAAGAAGAAAGUGCAAGUGCAGAAGCACCUCAAUUGUAUCGAGAGUCCAAAAGAGUAUUGGAAUGCAUUCAAAAAUCACUUCGACUUGCAGAUUCAAUCAUUGAUCCAUACAUUAGUCUUCAAUUAUUCAUUGAGAUUUUGAAUCAAGCUUUGAUUUUCAAUACUUAUGGCAAUGAAUUGAUUGAUAACAAAUUCAUCAGUGGAUUGAUUAAUCUCGUAAGAACCAAUAUGGAUAACCUUCGUGAUCAAAAUGGAGGAGAAAAAACAGGAGGCGAUGUUAGUGAAGAAGAUGUUGAGACUAGAAUGUUUAGGCAGAGCCAAUUGUUUUUCAACCACACUUUGCAACAGAUUAGUCUAUAG
This is a messenger RNA of Lodderomyces theae, 3009 nucleotides long. It is a transcript of the gene VPS35, whose product is annotated as retromer subunit. NCBI's taxonomy places the organism in Eukaryota, Fungi, Ascomycota, Pichiomycetes, Serinales, Debaryomycetaceae. Gene Ontology annotation, cellular component: late endosome; retromer, cargo-selective complex; retromer complex. The transcript has a single exon. Gene Ontology annotation, biological process: intracellular protein transport; retrograde transport, endosome to Golgi. Bases 1 to 3009 code for a protein of 1002 amino acids. The record is from RefSeq and is a predicted model, not a curated record.